This is a messenger RNA of Choloepus didactylus (southern two-toed sloth), 995 nucleotides long. It is a transcript of the gene TMEM278, whose product is annotated as transmembrane protein 88B. The record is from RefSeq and is a predicted model, not a curated record. Gene Ontology annotation, biological process: negative regulation of canonical Wnt signaling pathway. Gene Ontology annotation, cellular component: plasma membrane. Gene Ontology annotation, molecular function: PDZ domain binding. Lineage: Eukaryota; Metazoa; Chordata; Mammalia; Pilosa; Megalonychidae.
CCGGAGGGAGGAGGGCCCAGCGCUGGGCAGUGCGGGCAGCUGGGCGAGACCUGACCAGAGCAGGCAGGGGCUGACUGGGGACCGGCCAGGGCUGGAGCUGCAGCCGCUGGCAGUGGGGGAAACCGAGGCAGGGGUGUGACCCUGGGGGACCAAUGGUCAGGGCUGGACCUGUCUAGGCCGGGGCCUUGACCUCCAGCCAGAUCCACUGUCUGGUUGCUGGGGUCUGGGUGGGUGUCUGAGUCCCUGGUCCAACCUGGUGGUGGGGGGGCUCGGUCCCACUGCCUGACCCCCGAGUCCCCUGAGAGCCCGGCAGGCCGCCCGCCCACAGGAGAAUGAGCGAGACCGAGGAGGAUGAGGGAGGGGGUGCAUCGGACACGGCACCCCUGCUGCCCCAGAGGCCACCCGACCGCCAGGCCUCGGCCCUGCUGGCCGCGGGGUGGGCUGGCCUGGCUGCCCAGGGCCUUGGGCCCCUGCUGCUGCCUGGCCGGGCCCUGGCAUGGCUCCUGCUGCACCUGCUGCCCACCGCCGUGUCCUUGCUGCUGCUGCUGCCCGCCGCCGCCAUCGUCUACCUGGGCUUCCUGUGUCACUCUAGGGUCCGCCCCGCGCCGCGCCCCGCGUGCCGCGCGUUGCUGUCGGACGGCGGCUCCGCGGCGCUCAUCGUGCUCGGCUUCCUGGCGCUGCCGCCGCUGCUCGUGCUUGCCUCGGCCGCCCGCGCCCGCCUGGCCCGGCGCCUCGCAACGCUGCUGCCGCCGCCCGCCCGCGACCCCCGGCCCCGCCGCCCCCCGGGGCCCGGCGACGCAGGGCGCGAGGACGGCCGCCCCAACGGGGAGGAGCUGCGCCGCGCCUGGGUGUGAUCCCCGGGGGCCGCCAAAGUCCGCAGCGCCCCACCGCGACCCGCUCCGAGUGGUCCAGCCCGGCAGAUACGGGUCCUGCGUCCAGGUUCCAGCUGCGGCGAGGGCGCACCCCGGGGCUCCGCAGUGCUGGGCCCGGUCCGG